Galendromus occidentalis (western predatory mite) is the source of this 890-nucleotide messenger RNA. RefSeq names its product putative Ras-related protein Rab-33. Lineage: Eukaryota; Metazoa; Arthropoda; Arachnida; Mesostigmata; Phytoseiidae. The record is from RefSeq and is a predicted model, not a curated record. Bases 195 to 890 code for a protein of 231 amino acids. Gene Ontology annotation, molecular function: GTPase activity; GTP binding. Gene Ontology annotation, biological process: Rab protein signal transduction. The transcript is spliced from 7 exons.
GGCUGCCGACGACAGCCCGUGUGAGGCUUGCAAGCAUAUGUCAUGACGUUGGAAAGAAACUGAAGCUCCUUCUGUCGAUGACACGGCGUGAGCUCAUUCAAGAACGACUCGUGUAGUUUCCCAGGUUCCAUAUAGCGUUCAUCGUGCCGAUACAUCACCGGAAAAGUGUCGAAGACGCGCUUUAAAUAGAGAUCAUGACACUUCUCCCAGACAACGCUCAGCUGCCUGCCCUCGUCCACAAACAUCAGAAAAGAACCUUCAAAAUAAUCAUAAUCGGCGAUUCCAAUGUCGGCAAAACUUGUCUCACGUUCCGAUUCUGUGCGGGGAGAUAUCCCAAAAAGACAGAGGCUACAAUCGGUGUUGACUUCAGGGAACGAACGCUUGACAUUGACGGCGAGCAGGUUACGCUCCAACUGUGGGACACUGCGGGCCAAGAGCGCUUCCGCAAAAGUCUGGUCCAGCAUUACUACAGGAACGUGAAUGCUGUCGUGUUCGUGUAUGAUGUGACCAACCAGAGCUCCUUCGACGAGCUCCCUCUGUGGAUCGCUGAAUGCGAUACACAGUGUCCAGGCUCUAAGAUUCCACGAAUCCUCGUAGGGAACAAGUGCGAUUUGGCUGAUAAGAUAGUUGUGAAAACGAAUGACGCGCAACGUUUUGCCGAUCAACACAAUAUGCCUUUGUUCGAGACCUCGGCAGCUGACGACAGUCGCAGUGAUCACGUGGAGGGUAUUUUCUUGACACUAGCUCACAAAUUGAAAAAUUCCAAACCGAUGAUGUCUCCCUCAUCAUCUUCUUGGAGAUCAUCAUCGUCAGAGGACCGUUCGAGAGAAGUUGGUCUCAAGAUCGCUCUCUCCGGCUUUCGGGUAUCCAUGACGUGUUUUGAUCUUUGA